Messenger RNA from Theileria annulata, 948 nucleotides. RefSeq lists its product as uncharacterized. Bases 1 to 948 code for a protein of 315 amino acids. Gene Ontology annotation, biological process: transmembrane transport. NCBI's taxonomy places the organism in Eukaryota, Apicomplexa, Aconoidasida, Piroplasmida, Theileriidae. The record is from RefSeq and is a predicted model, not a curated record. The transcript has 5 exons.
AUGUUACAAUAUGAAAAAUUAAAAGAAAGAUUAAAUAGUAUAAAUAUAAAAAGAAAUAAAAAAAGAGUAACAGAUACAAGAUUACAAUUAACUCAAUAUAUAUCACAUAUAAUACCAAUAACUACACAACGUUUAAUAUUAUCACCUUUUAUAAGAUCUUCAUUAAUUUGUCAAAUUAAUUCCAAUAAAUUCAAACAAUUAUUCAAUAUUAAUAAUUUAACUCCAAUUAAUAUUUUUAAAGGAACAUAUAAUAGAUAUGGAAUUUAUGGAUUAUGGAAGGGUACAACAUUACAUAUAUUAUCUGGUAUAAUAUUUCCAGGAAUUUAUAUAAUUACAAAUUCUAUAACAAAUAAAACUAAAAGUGAUUAUUUUAAAAAAUAUUUGGAAUCUCUUACUAUUUGUACUUUUUCACAUUUAUUCUCUUAUCCAUUUGAUACUUGUUUUACAAGAUUAUCUUCAAAUUAUAAUAUUCAUAAUUUUCGAAAUUAUAUUAAACAAACAAUACAAAAUCAAGUGAUUAAGAGUAAUAUGAAUAUAGGUAUAAGAAAUUUGUAUAGUGGAUUUUUAUUAUGUUUAAUAUCGACAAGUACACAUUUGAUGAUAACAUUACCAUUGAAUGAACAAAUCCAAUAUAAAAUAAUAGAAAAUAUAAAUGAAGAAAUUUCCAAAAAUGUAAUAUUAAAAUCAAAUAUAAAAUCAUUAAAUCCAAUUGAAAUGAAACCAGUUGAAUUAUAUCCAUUUAAUUUAAUAUUCGCUACAGUCACAUCAUUCAUAUCAAAAACUAUUACAUAUCCAAUUGAUACACUCAAAGUUAAAUAUCAAUAUUCAUCUAAAAAUGGUUAUAAAGAUUUUUUUACACAUAUCAAAGUAAAUUUCAUUAAUUUAAUUAAUUUUUUUAGAGAAAUGGUGGAUUUAGUAUACGUAAAUUAUAUUGUGGAUUUAGUAUGA